UAGUUGUCAAAACUCAAAAGUUGUCAGUAAGUCGCCAUUGGUCGGAUAAUAUUAUAUACUGUUGGGUGUGCCAUUUUGGUGUAUUUUCGCGGUGCCUAAGUCAAGUGAAGUUUUUAAUUCAUUCAAAUAUUUAAAUCUAUAGACGAGUUGAUAAUAUAGAAAAUACAUGACAUUCACUAAAGUUGUCAAAGCCAGCGCUGGUCGCAACUUGGCUCUAACUACGAAAUAGAGAUAGAACAUUAAUUUAAGAAGCGGUGACAGUGAGCGGAGUGAGGCAGUUAAUAUAGAGCAGCUGACACGUCAUGGAGGCAAACGUCGUCACAACACAGCCGCCGACUCCAACCGCGCAGAGGAGUUUAACUGAUCCGAAUUUAGUUUCGGAGGCUGAAAUUCCAACGCCGGAGCGAGCGCUUUUGCACAAACUGGAGAUUGAAAAUAAAAGGAUAGCGGAGGACGCUAAAGCUCACUGUUUGCCGAAGACGGACAAAAUGCACAGCAGAAAAGGUUCCGACACAUCCGUCAUAUCUGUUACGUCAGCGACGAGCAAUGAUUCGGAGACGCGUCCGACACCGGUUGAAGAAGACUUGUGGUCCCUGUGGGGGAGGAUUGUGAUAAACUGGGACUCGGAAUGCCGACGAAGAAGACAUUUCAUCCGGGAUCUCGUCCGACAAGGCGUACCCCAUCAUUUUCGAGGCAUGGUUUGGCAACUGCUAGCGGGAGCCAAAGCUUCUGACAAAUUAUACUCGUCGUAUAUAAAGGAAAAGUCAGCAUGCGAGAAAAUGAUUAGAAGAGAUAUUGCUAGAACAUAUCCUGAACAUGAAUUCUUUAAAAAGAAAGAUGGCCUCGGCCAAGAGUCACUAUUCAAUGUGAUGAAAGCGUAUUCACUUCACGAUAGAGAAGUUGGAUAUUGUCAGGGAUCUGGGUUCAUCGUGGGCCUAUUACUUAUGCAAAUGCCCGAAGAGGAAGCUUUUGCAGUGCUUGUAACGAUAAUGCAACAGCACAGAAUGAGAGACAUGUUCAAACCCAGUAUGGCUGAACUUGGUUUGUGCAUGUUCCAGCUUGAGAACUUGGUGCAGGAGUUUUUACCAGAAUUGCAUUAUCAUUUUCAAUCACAGAGUUUUGCGACAUCAAUAUAUGCGAGUAGUUGGUUUCUAACAUUAUUUACAACGACGUUGUCACUGCCACUUGCAUGUAGGAUAAUGGAUGUCUUUCUCUCUGAGGGUUUCGAGGUUGUGUUUAAGGUUGCUUUGGCACUACUCACUCUGGGUAAAGAGGAACUAUUAUCACUUGAUAUGGAAAAUAUAUUAAAAUACCUGCAGAAAGAAUUGCCGGCUAAAGCUGACGCGAACCAGGAUGAGUUUAUGAAGCUUGUUUUUUCAAUAACUGUGAACCAAAAGAAAAUGAAGAAACUAGAAAAAGAAUACACGGUUAUUAAAACCAAGGAACAGAGUGAUAUAGCAGUGCUUAGAUGCCUUCGAGAGGAGAAUAGACUUUUGAAGCAGCGUGUUGAGCUGCAGGAGAAAGAAUGCUCGGCCCUGGCGGAAAGACUGGUCAAAGGUCAAGUGGACCGGGCAGAAGGCGAGGAAGAGACCUAUGCACUUGAGAAGGAGGUCCAAGCUUUGCGACGAGCAAACAUGGACGCACAGCAAAGGCUAGCCGUGGCACAAGAUGAAAUACGAUCCUUAGAAAUGACUAUUGCCGAGAAAAAUUCUCGACAAUCGUCAUUGGAAGGUGUUGAAAAGAAUAAUGCUAAAGAGGACGAAUUAGCUCGUUGUCUUCAGCGGGAGCUUGUUAGAGCGAGACUGCAUGCUGCGGAAAGAGAGGCGGCAGAAAGAGAGCUGCUGGAAAGAAUCACAUUACUGGAAAAUGAGAACAAGAGUUUGAGGAAGCAACGAGUGGACAAUAAUGUCGCACAUCUGCAGGAUGAGUUGAUAGCAGUAAAAUUGCGAGAGGCGGAAGCGAAUCUCUCACUUAAAGAACUGGGUCAACGGGUCAGUGAACUCUCUGAUGCAUGGAAACGACAUCUACAAGAGCAUCAACAAGUAAUACCGCCGCCGUCUCCUGUACAUUCCAAAGUUGUGUUGGAUAUAAUGGCAACGCCGAAGCGUCUUUUACGUGCGUGGGAGGGCAGGUCCGCGGAGACACAGAAACUGGAAGAGGAACUCAUGUCCACUAAGAUACGAGAAGUGGAAGCGCUUACUGAACUCAAAGAACUAAGGCUUAAGGUGAUGGAACUGGAGGCUCAAGUACAAGUAUCCACGAAUCAAUUGAAGCGGCAAGAUGAAGAGACUCGUCUCUUACGCGACAGUCUUGAUGCAGCUUUGCAGCGAGAACGCGCCCUUCAAGUACGACAGAAGGAAUUCCAACAUAAAUACUCUGAUUUGGAGAGCAAGGCGAAGUAUGAUUCAAUGCAAGCGAACAUCAGGAACAUGGAAGACGCUCAAAGAAUAGCCGAACUUGAAACAGAAGUGUCGGAAUAUAAAAUGAAGAAUGUAAUGAUGGUGACCGAAGGUGAAUUGAGAAUCAACGCCGACGAUUCGGAACGUGUCCGCGAAAUGCAAGAACAAAUUGCAGAACUAAGGGCUGAGAUUAUGAGGUUAGAGGCGUGGAAGGCGCGAGCAUUAGGCCGGACGCAGAUAAGUCGUGCUGUCUCUCUAGAGGACGACCUCGAAGAGGAUGACAAGUUGAAGCUUAUCCUGCGCCGCGAGUCCACCGCCUCGUUAGACCUCGUGCGUAAAACUACGUAGCACCAACCAAACUACGUCAUACGUACUCGAAUAUUAUACUAUGGGUCUGCGCAUAACGCUCACUAACAAUCGAAUGUUCGAAUGAAUCGAAUUCGAAAUUUGAAUUUUGGAAUUCGAAUUUGAAAUUUAUAUUUUGGAAUAUGAAUUCGAAAUUUAAAUUUUGGAAUAUGAAUUCGAAAUUUAAAUUUUUGAAUAAGAAUUCGAAUCCAACGUUUUAGUUUUGAUAUUCGAACUCAUUUUAAACAAUUGGUAAGAUUCGAAAUACGAAUAAUCGAUUCAAGGUAAUUGAAUACUUCGGUUAAUUCAAAAAAUUGAACCAGAAUUAUUAAAUUCCUUUGAAUCAAUAUAUUUGUUUGAAUGAAUUUGUAAUUCGUAAGCAUAUUCGCACACCUCUAGUAUAAAUCAAAUUGUUUUUAAAGGAUUUUAUUUUAUCACAGAUUAUACAUGUUAUUAAGUAUAUAUUAGUAUUUUUUAAUAUCUGUUCGUAUGCUCUGGAGACAUAACUGAAACAUUCAGUCAUUGCUGUGAAGGCCAUUAACUGACUUAUCUUUCACAAUUUUAUUUUCUUUCUCUUCUACAUUUACUAUCCGCUCUUUCUUUCAUCAAAUUAACCACCAAAGUAACAACGUUGUCUCAAAAGCAUAUGAAAAGAACAAAAUCGAAUUAUAAUUUUUUAAUUACUGACUUUCCAAACGAAACUUACUGUAAGUAUGGAAAACUUCGAGUACUUCUGACGGUUGACCUUCUCUAUUUAAUAUUUAGGGUAGGAUUUUUAUGACAAUGAUGACUGAAAAGGUUAAGCGUAGGAUAGUUUUUUUAAAUAUAUGUAUUUGAUCUCUCAUUUCGUCUGAUUAAUAAUUUACUUGUUUUGCACUUGAGACAAACUUUGUAUAAAUGCAUUGAAAAAAAAAAUAUUAAAAAAUAUAGUAAUGCAUAAUAAAUUCGAAAUUAUGGUGAAUAUGUCAGUCCGUUGUCAAUUACUGAAAUUAAGCAAUGUUUAGAUUUUUAAAUGAAAAUUAAAGCUGCUUUUAUAGAUUUGGAUAUUUAUAUAUUUUAAGAUAGCAAGACAUUAAUGUGAUAGGCGAAAACAAAAUCGGCCGUUUUCAUUUUGUAUUCAUAUGUGCGAUUGAAUAUACCUUCUUGUUUUAAAUAUUUGUAUGUAAUUUAUAUUUUACAAAUUCAUUUAUAAUCCCGGAAUAAUUCGAACCUUUAAAGAAAAAAUUAUAUAGGCCCCAGGUUGGGUCAAAUUGUGAAAAUUUUCAUCAAAUUAUUCCAUUUUUAAAUGGUUUUAAAACUAAAAAAACUAUGCUAACAAAAACCAA
Molecule: messenger RNA, 4069 nt
Organism: Papilio xuthus (Asian swallowtail)
Lineage: Eukaryota; Metazoa; Arthropoda; Insecta; Lepidoptera; Papilionidae
Gene: Evi5
Product: ecotropic viral integration site 5
Exons: 18
Coding region: 303-2747 (814 amino acids)
Biological process (GO): regulation of GTPase activity
Molecular function (GO): GTPase activator activity; small GTPase binding
Source: RefSeq, a predicted model, not a curated record